This is a messenger RNA of Tauraco erythrolophus (red-crested turaco), 1449 nucleotides long. NCBI's taxonomy places the organism in Eukaryota, Metazoa, Chordata, Aves, Musophagiformes, Musophagidae. The record is from RefSeq and is a predicted model, not a curated record.
UUUGGAAUGGUCUCAGUCAAAACGUCCUCAGAGCAGCCUCCAGCAGGAAAUAUGCCUCAGAAGCGAUUAAAGGUGCUGUUAUUGGAAUCGAUUUGGGUACAACAAACUCCUGCGUGGCCGUUAUGGAAGGAAAGCAAGCAAAGGUGCUGGAGAACUCGGAAGGCGCCCGGACAACGCCGUCGGUGGUUGACCGCUCGGUGGUUGGGUGCACGGCCGACGGCGAGCGCUUGGUGGGCAUGCCGGCCAAGCGGCAGGCGGUGACCAACCCGCACAACACCUUCUACGCCACCAAGCGACUCAUCGGGCGGCGCUUCGACGACUCCGAAGUGAAGAAGGAUAUUAAGAACGUUCCAUUUAAAAUCGUCCGUGCCUCCAACGGUGACGCCUGGGUAGAGGCGCAUGGGAAACUCUAUUCUCCAAGCCAGAUCGGUGCCUUUGUACUAAUGAAGAUGAAGGAGACUGCAGAAAAUUACUUGGGACAUUCAGCAAAGAAUGCUGUGAUCACAGUCCCUGCGUACUUCAACGAUUCCCAGAGACAGGCUACAAAAGAUGCUGGGCAGAUCGCUGGCUUGAAUGUUUUGAGAGUGAUUAAUGAGCCAACAGCAGCUGCACUUGCCUAUGGUCUGGACAAGUCUGAAGACAAAGUUAUUGCAGUCUACGACUUGGGUGGUGGCACUUUCGACAUUUCCAUUUUGGAAAUCCAGAAGGGCGUCUUCGAGGUGAAGUCCACCAAUGGCGACACUUUCUUAGGUGGAGAAGAUUUUGACCAGGCUUUGCUACAGUAUAUUGUUAAAGAGUUCAAGAGAGAGAUGGGUGUUGACCUGACUAAAGACAACAUGGCCCUCCAAAGAGUGAGAGAAGCCUCAGAGAAAGCAAAGUGUGAGCUUUCAUCGUCUGUGCAGACCGACAUUAACCUGCCGUACCUUACCAUGGAUGCCUCUGGACCAAAGCACUUGAACAUGAAGCUGAGCCGCUCGCAGUUUGAGGGCAUUGUAGCUGAUCUCAUCAAAAGGACGGUAGCACCGUGCCAGAAAGCCAUGCAGGAUGCUGAAGUCAGCAAGAGCGACAUCGGGGAAGUCAUCCUCGUCGGUGGCAUGACCAGAAUGCCAAAGGUGCAGCAGACUGUGCAGGAUUUGUUUGGCCGUGCUCCGAGCAAAGCGGUUAAUCCUGACGAAGCCGUUGCUAUUGGUGCAGCUAUUCAAGGUGGCGUGUUAGCUGGUGACGUUACGGAUGUGCUGCUGUUGGAUGUGACUCCCCUCUCCUUGGGGAUUGAGACGCUGGGAGGCGUCUUCACAAAGCUCAUCAACAGGAAUACUACCAUACCAACGAAGAAGAGCCAGGUGUUUUCUACAGCUGCUGAUGGACAAACUCAAGUGGAGAUUAAAGUAUGCCAGGGGGAGAGAGAGAUGGCUAGUGACAACAAACUUCUCGGCCAGUUCACAUUGGUAG